AUGACGGCCGGCCAGCCACCCUACCCGGCCUGCUCGUCCGUCAACCACAACGGCCGCCCGGAGAAUAGCAUUCAUACACAGCCAUUCCAUGGACCGAUCCCCGUGGACUGUACCGUGCCUGUCUCGUCUUGCAUAAUGCCGACCACCUUUGUGGAUGACAAGGCGCCGAUAUGCGUGCCAUUCAUCCUGGAGCAUCUCGCCUCGCACCGAGCUCGUCAUGCCAAAGCCGAUGGUGGCCAGCACUCUGCCCCGCCUCUCGCCGUUGGCCUCAACGGCAUCCAAGGCGCGGGCAAGACGACGCUCGUCGCCGCCUUAACGCUCGCGCUGAAAGACGAGGGCGUACAUGCCGUCGUCUGUAGUAUUGAUGAUUUUUAUCUAAAUCAUGGCGACCAGACGGCCCUCGCUACGCAGCACCCCGACAAUGCCCUGGUCCAGCACCGAGGGGAGCCAGGCACCCACGACGUAGCUCUCGCGAUCCAGGUCUUUACACAGCUCAUGCAGGGACAGCCCACCAAAUUGCCUCAGUAUGACAAGGCCGCUUUCCAGGGCCAAGGCGACCGCCUCCCCGAAUCCGCAUGGCUGCCGGUCAAUCAGCCCGGGCAGCCUCGCAUAGACGUGCUGAUGCUCGAGGGCUGGUCGGUCGGCUUCCGGCCCCUCUCAGACGGCGAGGUCGAGCGACGCUGGAAGGCAUCGAGUCGCACACUGCAGUCGCACAAGCUGGAGCAUCUCUUGUUUGUGAACCAAAAUCUGCGUGCUUGCGAUGCGCUCACCAACCUCUUCGACAUCUUUAUUCAAAUCGACGCCGAGGACACCCAGUACGUCUACAUCUGGCGCGCCGAGCAGGAGGAUCAUCUCCGGCUCAUCAAGGGUGAUCCCAGCGCUGGCAUGACCAAAGACCAAGUCAUCCAGUUUGUCGACGGCUAUUACCCCGCCUACGAGCUAUAUACCGAUGGCGUUCGAUCUGGAAUAUUCUCGGGCCGCCCCGGCUGCCAGCUGCGCAUGGUAGUAGGGCGUGACAGAUGCGUUAAGCAGGUGGUGCGCAUAUAG
Molecule: messenger RNA, 1047 nt
Organism: Akanthomyces muscarius
Lineage: Eukaryota; Fungi; Ascomycota; Sordariomycetes; Hypocreales; Cordycipitaceae
Exons: 4
Coding region: 1-1047 (348 amino acids)
Cellular component (GO): cytoplasm
Source: RefSeq, a predicted model, not a curated record